Molecule: messenger RNA, 2213 nt
Organism: Melozone crissalis (California towhee)
Lineage: Eukaryota; Metazoa; Chordata; Aves; Passeriformes; Passerellidae
Gene: CA8
Product: carbonic anhydrase 8
Exons: 9
Coding region: 36-887 (283 amino acids)
Molecular function (GO): carbonate dehydratase activity; zinc ion binding
Source: RefSeq, a predicted model, not a curated record
GCCCCGCACACACUCGCACUCCGCGCCGCCCGCCCAUGGCUGACAGGAGCCUCAUCGAGGGCGCCGAGCCCCUGCCGCGCCGGGAGGAGCCUCCCGAGUGGGGCUACGAGGAAGGAGUGGAGUGGGGGCUGAUUUUCCCCGAUGCUAACGGGGAGUACCAGUCGCCCAUUAACUUGAACUCAAGAGAAGCUAAAUACGACCCCUCGCUCCUGGAAGUGCGUUUGUCGCCGAACUACGUGGUGUGUCGUGACUGCGAAGUGAUCAACGACGGGCAUUCCAUUCAGAUUGCCCUGAAGUCAAAAUCAGUGUUAAUAGGGGGGCCAUUACCUCGGGGACACGAGUUUGAACUGCACGAUGUUCGGUUUCACUGGGGGAGAGAAAACCAGCGUGGUUCUGAGCACACAGUUAAUUUUAAGGCCUUUCCCAUGGAGCUUCAUCUAAUGCACUGGAACUCCACACUGUACAGCAGCAUUGAUGAGGCAGUAGGGAAGAAGCACGGCAUAGCUAUUAUUGCUUUGUUUGUGCAGAUAGGAAAAGAGCAUGUGGGCCUGAAGGCUGUAACUGAAAUUCUUCAGGACAUCCAGUACAAGGGAAAGUCCAAAACAAUACCCUGUUUUAAUCCCAACUCUUUAUUGCCAGAUCCUCUUCUGCGUGACUACUGGGUGUAUGAGGGCUCUCUGACCAUUCCACCCUGCAGUGAAGGUGUCACCUGGAUAUUGUUUCGCUAUCCUUUGACUGUGUCCCAAGUGCAGAUAGAGGAAUUUCGAAGACUGAGGACUCAUGUUAAAGGUGCUGAACUUUUAGAGGGCUCUGAUGGAAUCCUAGGAGAUAACUUCAGACCAACUCAGCCACUUAGUGAUAGAGUCAUCAGGGCUGCAUUUCAAUAGCAGAGCAGGAAGAACAAUGAUGACUCUUCAGUCAGAGAGGGGGAAGACAAUGCUCCCACAGUGCCUGCAGAUGAGAAAUGGAAACUUUUGAGACUGCUGCUUCAGUUGAACCACAAAGCCUGUAUUGUUUGUCUUCAUCUAAUUCAGCCUUGAUAGACAGCUGUGACAGUUGGUCUGUCCACAUGGUCCAGGGAAAUUCUGGGAAUGGGCUGUACAUUAAAAGAAGAAAACAUAUCAAAUCUUCCAAUUCACACUCUUAACUAUUUUCAAAUUGUCGUUAUCAUUGCUUUUGUAGCUACUUUGGCAUAGCAUUCAAUAGUCAUCUGUGAUCCAAAUAGUACUGAUUUUAAACUUGGUAUGAAUGCUAAUAUGUAGAAAUACCUAUUAUUGUUUUGAAUGUUAGAUUUGCUUUUAUUCCAUAUCAUCUCUUGUGCUGUCAGUAGUCAUAUUUUCUGUAGAAGGGAGAUGCAUUCUACAAAGGUAAUGAAAACACUGUUUGUUCACAAAGAGCAUUAUACAAAUUCAGAAUUAAUUUUUUGGCAGAAAGGAGAACUUCUCUGCUAGACAUAUGGACUUGACAUGAUUUAUCUGAAUAAAGCUGAAUGACAUUUGCAUUACUAGGAACCUUACUGAGACGAAGGACAGUUUGGAACUGAGUAAAAUUAACCAACAUAACAAUAAACAGAAUUGUCUGGAUUAUUUUCUACUUGGUGAGCCAUGGAAUUUUGUGAUAUGGUGUUCAGUAGAGGCAGAAAAUUUUCAGUCUUUGUUCUCCUGUGAAUUAUGACAGUUCUAUUUGUUUUGUACACUGCUGAGGAUGGCGGUCUGGGCACUUACUCUGCAUGUCCUGAGCUGCAUGGGCUGCUCAGCAUGGGGAUUGCCAUGCUGGGCCACACAUGACUUAUCUGACAGAGGAGAUAAGGCAAGGGUAGUCUGAACCAGCUAGUCAACCUUAUAGCUUCUAAUUCCUGAAACACCAAGAAAACACCAAGAUCUGAAGGACAGAGCCACUAAUGUGGGAGGCAAUAACUGUGAUCACUGUAGCUAUUAGUGAGGUCCCCUGUCCCUAGCAUGAGGGAUAUUGCAGAGAUCUGUGUCAGUGGAAGAACCCCAGAGGCACAGAUGGCAACUGCCGGUCUGGGGCACAGUGAAGGUGCAAACUGAGGGCUCACAAAGGGGAGGCCACUCCCUUGGAGCAGAUCAAUCACCACUCACAAAGUCAUUCCCAGGCAAUGGUAAAUGCAGAGUCAGAAGGCACCCUUAAUCCCCCUUGUCAAGGGUUAUGGGGAGAGCUACUGCUGAAUUACGAGCUCUCUGAGUAAUUUA